AUUGGCUUCUACGUAACCAUUGGUCCUAUAUUACCAAUCCCCCACUCUCCUAUCCUCCCCUUCUCUCAGACCAAUUCCGCCCUCUCCUCUCCAACUCCAUUCCAACUCCCUCUCUUCCUCUUUGAUUCCCUUCUUUUGGUCUCUCCUCCCUAUGGCUUCCCCCACUGGGAGUUUAGAGAACUCGGCCAAUUCUCGGCCCGCCGCCUUCUCCUUCCCGACCACUUCCUUCUCCGAGCUCCUCUCGGGAGCUGGAAAUGAUGAUGGCGAGGACUGGUUGAUGACCGCGGUCACCUGGGGGCUAUCUGACAAUAUGGGGAACGGUGGAGCAGGUGGACCGAAGUUUAAGUCCAUGACUCCUCCUCCACUGCCCGUCUCUCCACCUCCUCUCUCUCCAUCCUCAUACUUUGCCAUUCCGCCCGGCCUCAGCCCAAGGGAGUUCUUGGACUCUCCUGUUCUUCGUUCCUCUGAAUCUGAUAUUCUGCAAUCUCCAACAACUGGUACUUUUCCUUCACAAGUGUUUAAUUGGAGGGGACCUGCUGCUAAUUAUCAGCAAGGCAUCAAAAAAGAAAAUAAGGCCCACUCUGAGUUCUCCUUCCAAACCCAAGCAAGUAACGGAGACAUGCAAACAACAUCCUUCCACCCUUCUUCAAUGCCAAUUUCUUCGCAUGAAAAAUCAUGGAAUUACCAACAACAGAGCGACAAUACCAACGUGAAAGCCGAAUUAGUCGCUCCCAGCCGAGCAAAUUAUUCUGGAAUUCUCCAGGCUAAUACCCAAGCUAACAAUGGUGGGCAGCAAUCUAAUUUCAGUCAUUCUACUCAAGCUGCUCAAACCUUAAGAGGGCAGGGGACGUUAGACGACGGCUACAACUGGAGGAAGUAUGGGCAGAAGCCGGUGAAAGGAAGCGAGAACCCUCGCAGUUACUACAAGUGCACUUUCCCGAAUUGCCCGAGAAAGAAGAAGCUGGAGAAGUCAUUAGAUGGACAGAUCACAGAGAUUGUGUAUAAGGGUGCUCACAACCACCCAAAGCCCCAGUCCACCAGAAGGAACUCAGCUUCCUCUCAAGCUUUCCAGGCUUCAGGUGCUUCUGAAGCAUCUGAUCAUUCUUUGGGGGCGCAAUCGGGUGCGCAAACUGACUCUGUUCCGACACCAGAAAAUUCUUCAGUCUCUUUUGGUGAUGACGAUCUCGAUGUUAGUAAAUCGGGUGCCGAUGAAUUCGAUGAAGAUGAACCAGAUGCCAAGCUUUGGAGGAAAGAUGGUGAGAACGAGGGGAUUUCAGCCUCAGGCAAUAGGACAGUGCGGGAGCCUAAAGUGGUGGUACAAACCACAAGCGAUGUCGAUAUCCUUGAUGAUGGGUAUCGGUGGAGAAAGUAUGGGCAGAAAGUGGUCAAGGGGAAUCCAAAUCCAAGGAGCUACUACAAAUGCACCACCCUGGGUUGCCCGGUGAGAAAGCAUGUGGAGAGGGCAUCCCAUGAUCUCAGAGAAGUGAUCACAACCUACGAGGGCAAGCACAGCCACGACGUUCCUGCUGCUCGUGGAAGCCGAGUCCGUAGGCCUCUGACAGACGACAAUAGCAGCGAGAAUAACUUCACCAUGGCUAUUAGACCAGCGGCAAUGGUGAAUCAUCCUAAUCAAAUGACGGAUAUUUCUCUUUUUGGUGGUAGACCAAAUGCUUCUGUGAGCCAGGCUCCCUUUACAGUCGAGAUGCUGCAAACUCCAGGGAGCUAUGGAUUCUCUGGGUUUGAUAACUUGAUGAAUUCUUACAUGAAUCAACUGGAGCAGCAGCAACAAGGACAGAUGGAGGGUGUCUUCUUAAAAGCUAAGGAAGAACCAAGGGAUCGAUGACUUGCUUCAUGAGUCGUGCUAUGAUGAAUUUUUGUAAGGAGAAAGAGCAAUGGAUACGGUACUAUUAGUUAGGAUUCCCCUUGUAUGCUUUAUAGGGUUUUCGGUGUAAAUUGAGUUGAGAGGUAUGGAAGAUUUGAUCUCAUUUUUUUCAUUUGUUUUGAGGUCUUUCAAGCCACAAAUGAGACCUCUUUUUUGACGUACAGUAGCUCCAUUAGCUGCUUGUCAAUCUCGAGCUUUUAAUGUGUAGGAACCUCUGGGACAAGCUUGACAAGCUUGAUUAGUCUGUUGCAAGUGUUGCGGAACUUUUGCGUAUAUAUAUAUCACAAAUGGCAUUGCUUGACUAAAUAUAAAAUUGUAUGAUGUGUAUAAGAACUUUGGUUAAUGAUUAACUAGCAUUAACAGCCA
Phoenix dactylifera (date palm) is the source of this 2248-nucleotide messenger RNA. Its product is annotated as WRKY transcription factor WRKY24. Gene Ontology annotation, molecular function: DNA-binding transcription factor activity; sequence-specific DNA binding. NCBI's taxonomy places the organism in Eukaryota, Viridiplantae, Streptophyta, Magnoliopsida, Arecales, Arecaceae. Gene Ontology annotation, biological process: regulation of DNA-templated transcription. The record is from RefSeq and is a predicted model, not a curated record.